UUUUUUUAUUUGAUUUUCUCUUUCCAUUCUUGCCAAAACCCUAAUUUCACCUUCUCCCGUUAAGAAAUUUCUCCCCCAACUUAAACCACCCCCUAGAAAAAAAAAAAAAUAUUAGAUCUUUCUUCUUUGCUUAUAAUUAUGGAUGUUUUAGGUCGAAUUUUCUGAAAUUAAGAUUGAUUCCUCUCAUGGAAGCUCUGUUUUCUUCUCUCUAGUAGUGAUCUGUUUCCGUGCUCCUUCCCAAAAAAAAAAAAAAAUUCUCCUGCAAAAGUCAUCUUUCGUAUUCGCUCUUAUCUCUGAAUCUUAACUGUAGGGAGUUUGUAGAAGAAACAAGUUCGAAUCUUUCGUGAUCACAAAGAUUCGGAGGGGAUCUUAGGAUUUUUUAUUUUUGUUCUGGGCUCUACUCAUUUGUCGGAAUCUCUCCCUACAAGAAUCACUGAUCUAUGUCCGGAUGGAGGAGAGAGAAGGAACCAACAACGCCAGCAGUUUCGGCUUGAAGCAACAACAUGAAGCUGCUUCUGAUGGUUACCCGAUGGACCCACCACGACCCGAUAACCCUAGCCCGUUUUCGGGCCCACCCAUCACUUCUUCCGCCGCCACAGCCGCCGUUGCUGUUGAGAAUGCGGCUCCUCCGUUCAGCCUGACAAUGCAGCCGGAGACCGCUUCCUCCGAGCCGAAAAAGAAGAGAGGCAGGCCGAGAAAGUAUAACCUCGACGGGACUCUCGCCGUGACUCUCUCGCCGAUGCCAAUCUCCUCCUCCGUUCCGUUGUCGUCGGAGUUUCCUCCUCGGAAGCGAGGAAGAGGACGUGGUAACAAGUCCAGUCGAUGGCGCGAUAAGUCCCAGAUGUUCCAAUUCGACAGAAGUCCUGUUGAUACCAAUUUCGCAGGUGUAGGAACUGUUGCAGAUGUUGUCGGUGCCAACUUUACACCUCAUGUGCUCACAGUAAACGCCGGAGAGGAUGUGACGAUGAAGAUAAUGACCUUCUCUCAACAAGGAUCUCGUGCUAUCUGCAUUCUUUCAGCUAAUGGUCCCAUCUCUAAUGUCACACUUCGUCAAUCUAUGACAUCUGGCGGCACUCUAACUUACGAGGGUCGUUUUGAGAUUCUCUCUUUGACGGGUUCGUUUAUGCAAAAUGACUCUGGAGGGACUCGAAGUAGAGCUGGUGGUAUGAGUGUUUGCCUUGCAGGACCAGACGGUCGUGUCUUUGGUGGAGGGCUCGCUGGUCUCUUUCUUGCUGCUGGUCCUGUCCAGGUUAUGGUAGGGACAUUUAUAGCGGGUCAGGAGCAGUCGCAGCUGCAGCUAGCAAAAGAAAGACGGCAAAGAUUCGGGUCUCAACCAUCUUCCAUCUCCUUUAACAUCUCGGCGGAAGAACGGAAGGCGAGAUUCGAGAGGCUCAACAAUUCUGUUGUUCUUCCUGCACCAACUGUCUCGUACCAGCAUGAAAACGCACCUAGUGCGGUUCACAGUUACUACACAAACUCGGUUAACCAUGCCAAGGAUCCUUUCUCUUCCAUCCAGGGAGGAGGAGGAGUGGGAGUGGGAGAGGUACGAGGAGAAGAGGGUGAGGAGGAUGAAGAGGAUGACGAUGAGUUAGAAGGCGAGGAUGGAGACUUUGGAGGCGAUAGCCAAUCUGACAACGAGAUCCCGAGCUGAUGAUCCUCCUGCUGUUUAUUUUCUCGGAUUUGUUAGGGUGAUGUGGGUUUUCAGAUUUUGGUUGAUUGUUUAACACAGGAUGUUUUAGAAGCUCCUUAUGUUUAGGUUCUUUCCUUGUGUGAUUGUUGUAGUAUCCAUGUUAGAAACAAACUUACGAUUUGCCAAACUCCUGCUUCAAGAAACUUCUCACUUUGCUUUUGCUAAUUUGAAAUUUGAAAUUAGAUAUACAUUUAAAUUUGGUUCUA
Molecule: messenger RNA, 1896 nt
Organism: Thlaspi arvense
Lineage: Eukaryota; Viridiplantae; Streptophyta; Magnoliopsida; Brassicales; Brassicaceae
Source: the annotation of a GenBank genome assembly